Tripterygium wilfordii is the source of this 2452-nucleotide messenger RNA. Its product is annotated as pentatricopeptide repeat-containing protein At3g02650, mitochondrial-like. The record is from RefSeq and is a predicted model, not a curated record. The transcript has a single exon. Gene Ontology annotation, molecular function: protein binding. Bases 221 to 2074 code for a protein of 617 amino acids. NCBI's taxonomy places the organism in Eukaryota, Viridiplantae, Streptophyta, Magnoliopsida, Celastrales, Celastraceae.
AGCUCUGGCUCGAUAGACCUAGUUCUCUCUUCCUUCUGCCAGGCCUAAAUAGAGUAAUUCCUCUCCUAGUAUCCGUUUUCAUUCCUACCCUAGCGUGGUGAGUAGCUGCUUUUCCUUCCCUUUGUAUUAGCUCUACUCUAUUAGCUGUCUGUGCCUCUAUCCGAGCUGCUAUUAGUAGAUUUCUCAACAUUCAGAGUGGAAAGAAGAAGGGAGGAAGAGGAUGCGGAGAUUCAUAGCAACACGAUCCGGCCACGCCGUACGCAGAUUGGGUACGACCAAUAACUCCAAGGUACCAUCUUCUAGAAUGGUAGCCCUUCCUCAAUCUCAAAAGAAUCCACCUUUGUACACUUGGGUUCCGUCAAAACCCUCACAUCUCUAUGGACACCAUAGAUUUAUUUCCCAUGCUUCAGCCAAUCCAACUGGUGAUAGCUCCUUCUCGACCGAAAGUGGGCAUUCCUCUCUUUGCUUUGAACAAAAUAGUGAGACCCAAGUUGGCCCUUUUACCUCUGCAAACGAGGAUUCUAGCACAUUUGAUCAUUCUUUAGAACAUCUCUGUGAAAAUAAUGAUACCCAGUUGGAAAAUUUUGCUUCUGGGAAUGUGAUUCAAGAAAUAACAGACUACAGCUCAAUUGAUUUUGGUGAAAUUGGUGAUACCCAGGUGGGUUUUGAUGCCGUUGCUGAUGUGCAGGUGGAGGAGGAGGCGGCUGAGGCUCAUAAGAUUGAUGUGGAGCAGUUGGAGAAUGUGUUGUCUCUUCUCCAGAGUACUGUUGACGGGUCUUUGGAGUCAAGUCUUAAUGGUAUGGAUUUGUAUCUACAGGAAGAGCUUGUGGUGAAAGUGCUUGAAACCCCACGUCUCUUAGGUGAGAAUGUCAUAAGGUUUUUCAAGUGGGCUAUGAAGAAGCCAGAGUUCAAGGUUACUAGUUGUGUUGUUGAUUUCCUUGUGCAGGCAAUUUGUAGUGAUCUUAGGAAGAAAAAUUCGUAUGCAUUAUGGGAUUUGGUAAAGGAGAUUGAUGAGAAGGAGAAUGGUGCUUUGAAUGUUGAGAUUCUAAAUAAAUUGAUUGCUUUGUUCUCAAGGCUAGGUAAAGGAAAAGCUGCACUGGAGGUCUUCAACAAGUUCGAAGAUUUUGGGUGUGUCCCUGAUGAGGAAACACACUAUUUUACAAUUGAAGCACUUUGUAAACGCUCAUUUUUUGAUUGGGCUUUGCCAGUUUGUGAGAAGAUGCUCGAUGCAGGAGCUUUGCCUGAUAGUGAGAAAGUAGGUAAUAUCAUAUCUUGGUUUUGUAAAGGGGGUAAAGCCAAGAAUGCAUAUUUGGUGUACAUGUUGGCAAAGGAGAAAAAUAAAUACCCUCCCAAGUCUUCAAUCAAUUUUUUGAUCACUUCUCUUUGUCAGAAAGAUGAAACUGUAAAAUUGGCUUUGGAGAUAUUGGAUGAUUUCUCUGGGGAAGUGAGGAAAUAUGCAAUCAAGCCAUUUUCAUCUGUUAUUCAUGGUUUAUGUAGGAUCAAAGAUGUUGAUGGAGCAAAACUUUUGCUUUGUAGAAUGAUUGCUGAUGGCCCACCUCCAGGAAAUGAGGUGUUCAAUCGGAUUAUCACGGGCUACUCCAAGUCUGGAGAUAUGAAAGAAGCAAUGGAGAUGAUCAAACUGAUGAAGAGUAGGAAUUUGAAACCAGAUGUGUACACUUAUACCGUUAUUAUUAGCGGUUAUGCUAAUGGUGGUCAGAUGGAGGAGGCUAUGAAGUUCUUGUCAGAAGCCAAAAAGAAGCAUACUAAGCUCAGCCCUGCAACUUACCAUACCCUAAUUCGUGGGUAUUGCAAACUCGAAGAGUUGGACAACGCCUUGAAGUUGAUGAGCGAGAUGAAAGAUUUUGGUGUGGAACCUAAGGUCGAUGAGUACAAUAAGUUGAUCCAAUCUCUUUGCUUAAAGGCCUUAGACUGGAGAGCAGCAGAAAAGCUCUUAGAAGAGAUGAAAGAGAAUGGUUUGCAUCUCAAUGGGAUGACAAAGGGGCUUAUAAGAGCAGUGAAGGAACUGGAAGAGGAGGCGUUGGCGGCGAAUGAAGAGGGUAGUAUCAAAGGCUAAGUGGGGAAUUCUGGGAGUAUGCUAAUAUUCAAGUUUAAUUUCUUGUUCUUAGGGUGGAGGUGUACUUUGGUUGGAUGCAGAGUUGGUAUAGUUCUUCAUAUUGAAGUAGAGUACUGAGCUCCAUCUUCAUAUUGAAGUAGAGUACUGAGCUCCAUCUUCAUAUUGAAGUAGACUGAGUGGUAUAAGCUCCAUCUGUUCUCCCCUCCGUGUUAAGUUUGUGGAGUGUUUUUCUGUUUUUUUUCUUCUUAGGUGUGUGUUUUAUUCACAUUUUCUGCCGAAACAAAGUUGGAUUAUUUACAUUUACAUGGGGUGGGUUCUCCCAUAAUCUUAAGCCAUUGAGCUAUAUAUUUAGGGUAGCAUGCCAGCAAGUUAUGGAAA